Neolamprologus brichardi is the source of this 4437-nucleotide messenger RNA. RefSeq names its product cerebellin 4 precursor (gene cbln4). The record is from RefSeq and is a predicted model, not a curated record. Gene Ontology annotation, cellular component: synapse. Gene Ontology annotation, molecular function: protein binding. Lineage: Eukaryota; Metazoa; Chordata; Actinopteri; Cichliformes; Cichlidae.
UUGUCAGACGUGUUAUUUGGAGUGGGAGUGAAGGCUAUGGACGAUUUAUCGACUGAUCCCGUCACGCACUGGAUGGUCUACUUUUUUCUGAUCCACGAGCUUUUAAUAAAGUCUACCUGAAAAUGAGACGCAUAGAAAACAAUCGGUGAUUUUCGUGUUUUUCAUUUUUUUUUUUUUGUGGGGGAAGAUUUAGACUUUAAAGGGAUUCUGCUUUUUUGUUUGUGUUUCACUUGGAUAUGGCAUAUCUUUGGAUCCAGUAAGCGAAUUUUACAGCGUCAGACGCGUCUGCAGCGGGGGAGAGCAGUGGAGGGACACGGAAACUUGUGUGGUGCAGGAGACUGUCUCUGAAUCUGCGCUGCCACAGUUGUCACAGACAGAGAAGAGCCAUGGUUACUUCACUCCUACUGAUGCUCAGCUGGACUGUGAUCUCUGAGGUUGUGAGAGCUCAGAAUGACACGGAACCGAUCGUCCUGGAGGGCAAAUGUCUCGUGGUCUGCGACUCUAAUCCGACAACGGACUGGAAGGCUUCAUCCUCUCCGCUCGGCAUCUCGGUGCGCGCCGCCAACUCCAAGGUGGCUUUCUCUGCAGUCCGGAGCAACAACCACGAACCAUCGGAAAUGAGCAACAAAACAAGAAUAAUCUACUUCGAUCAGGUUCUUGUGAAUAUAGGAAACUACUUCACAUUUGAAUCAGUAUUUCUGUCCCCGAGGAAAGGAGUCUACAGUUUUAACUUCCACGUGAUUAAAGUGUACCAGAGCCAAACCAUACAGGUGAACUUGAUGUUGAAUGGGAAACCAGUCAUCUCUGCCUUUGCGGGUGACAAAGAUGUAACUCGUGAGGCAGCCACUAAUGGAGUUCUGCUCUAUCUUGAAAAAGAGGACAAAGUCUACCUUAAGCUGGAGAAAGGAAACCUAGUCGGUGGAUGGCAAUACUCAACGUUUUCUGGCUUUCUUGUGUUCCCUCUGUAAAAAAGAAAAAGAAAAGAAAAAAGAAAAAAAAAAGAAAAGAAGAUUGUAAGCUUACUGACUUCUUCAUAAUGUGUUGUCACAGUAUAAUCAAAACAUUGCUGCUGCAUCAGUUGGAUCUUGCCAAAAUGUUGAAAAAUGAUAGAUGGAAAUGGAUCCCAACAUAGAGAGGAAAAUAGGACUUUGGAAAUGGUUCACGUUCGCUGGAAGUGCUGUGUCCCCGUCCAGAUGAAAGAGAGACUUGAAAUGUUCCCUAUCGCUACUGUAUGUUCCUGUCACUCAAGCAGCCUCAGAGAGGAACACUAAAACAUCUCAAAAGUACUUUUCAGACUUUCACUUGUCGGAAUAUGUUUAGCAUACUGAUGUUUUUUCCCAUGACAACGGUUGCAUUCAAAGACAUCUGCCUUUUGAGAGUAAACCGUAUGCCUGUUACCUGUGUAGCUUGUCAUCAACCAAGUAUUUGUAUUGCUAAGUAAUGGGGAAUGUCUUUUCUGGAGCUAAUUGUUCCAGGAUACGUGAGGGAUAGCAGUAAUGUAGGUCACCGAUUGCCUAAAACAAUGCUAUUGGAAAUUCCUUAAUCAAACAAAGUAAUUUAAAAUUGAUUUAAAAAUUGCUGAAGUGGCCACAAGCCACAACACCUCGUAGGCUUAACCUUCAGAAUUUUACUAAACGAGGCCCACGAACACAGAAAAUUACCACAAAGGGCUUUAAAUUACCAUGAAGAGAAAAAGAUCAAAUGAUCCACAAAGACAUGCACAAAACCACAGUAGCACAAAAAGAUACAAAAUGAGCACAAAACGUACAAAUAAACAAAAACAAACCGAUUGAAAGGACACACAAAGAAAAUGUGAGGUGUCUGCUUUCAGUCGGAUCUCAUUCCUGGCACAUUGACGCUCGAGUUGUGAGAUAAGUACAGGGUGUUCUUUGGUGUAGUGACGCAUCAGGUCACAGGAGCUUGUUUAAAAGUGAAACCAUGAUGUUUUUCUAUACCUAACCGAGUUUUGGUACCUAAACUUAAUCGAUCAACAAGCGAAAACAGAAUAAAACAAAACUCUCGUUUGGAACACCUUUGUCAGGGAAAUAUGAUUCAUGCCAACUGUUUUAAUAGGACUCUUUCUUCUCCGUGUUCAGUUACGCCGGGCAGUCAGACUUAUUUUAGGUAGGAAUUUGGCUUUCAACCACAAUGAAAGCAAGACAAAUCUAAUAAAACAAUUCUUUUGCAUUAAUCGUUUUGCUGUGAAGCUCUCGUUUUGUUUGGUGGUAUUUUGCUUUUGACCCUCUGUAGAAGCCAAAAGUUUCGUGCUGUUUAUUUCAGCACAAGCUUAAAUUAAGAAACGAGAGCUUUUAGUCAACAAUAGGAAGAAGUAAAAGUCCUUAAAGGUUUCUUUAGGUGAGUCAGCAGAAAGACCAUUAAUGAUUGCUUUCAGCUGCUUUUGUCUCCAAGGCUCUCCCAACCAAUCUGCUUUCAGCAGUGUGCAGCCGAGGUGGCGGUUGAUUGCUUCAGCUUUCCAUCACUCUUCCUGUGAUUACCGCGCAGAUCUCAGAAGGCGCAGAAAUCCUCUGCUGCCUGGGCCUUUUGUUGUGCCCUGUGUGUAACUUCUUAUAUCUUGUGAUGGAAGUUUCUGGCCGGUUGCCUUUACAAGAAAGGCUUCAUGGUCAAAAACACUCCCUAUUCUGUCCUGUAGGAGAUCCUGGUAUCCCGAACCAACUCUAUGCCUUUAUUUUUUGUCUUUUAUUUGAAUUUUAAAUAAAGGACUUUUUUUUUUUAAAGUAAAUGUUUGUUAAGUUGACCAUGCUAAAUAGUCAAGAUAACAUAAUAGCAUAAUCAAGCUGUACAGUUUUGCCUCAUCCAAUGCGUCAAGGCACCACUGCUAACCCAGAGUUAAUGGAGAACCAAAGCAGAGCAAAAAGCAAGAAAGAUGGUAGACUUAAAUAUGUCAGGUGAUCAGAAGCAUGACUUUAAAUGAGGACUAGUGCUGCUCUCGAUUUGCUCAAUUGUUCAAUUAACUGGCAACUGUGUGCCAAAAAGCUCACGAAAUCAACUACGAUAACGGCAUAGGUCAGUGUUAUGUUUACAGUGUGUUCGUUUUUCUGCCCAGAGGGCAAAAAAGAAAAAAAUAGAAAAAUAGAAGAAAAAAAAAGAAAUUAGAUACUGCAGUAAGGGAAAGAUUAUGGCUUUGGUCAAAUGUGAAUAAAGUAAAUCGUGCUUCAUGUCUCUGUUGCCUUUUUCUAUCGUGAACAAAGACCAUAAUCUCUCCCUGACCUUAACCAAAUGCUGAGUGCCUCCACACAACCAAGGAAAGUGUUAAGAAUGAAUCAGUGGCGACUGCAGAUAUUGUGCUGUGAGAGCGCAUAGUACUCGAAAACAAAUAUGUUUCUGAACCUGCAGAUAAUUGGAUUUGUGUUAAAAUGCACUCGUUCAAAUUUCAAAGCGUAAAAAACAAAAUUCCUACAUGUGCUCUCCUAAUAGAUCUUACACAAGUCAACUGGUUUAUGGACCUUAAUAAAGUUUAAUGGGCAUCUGAGAACCUUAAUUAGUUAACAUGCUGAUAAUAAACAGAUUCCUGUCACAGUCUGUGAGCAUAAGCCGUUUCCACUGGGUGGCCUGGGAUAACUGAUGAAUUAAUAAACUCCUUAAUUGUUACUCUCCAGCUCAAUGUGCGCUUACAGUAUAUAAUGGUUCCCCUCUUCAUCUCUACAGUAGUUACAGCCCUUGCUGCAGUGUGUGCUGCUGGUGCAGUGUGCAUCUGCACUGUUAAAAAUCAAUCGUAGGAGAGCCUAUUUCCAUCAUUAUUUCGUCCUGAAAUGAAAAGCUACACCCUCAUCAGCUUGAGCCUCUCUGAAGUGUUCUAGAUGUUCACUUUCACUCUUCGAGCGUACGUUUCUGCCUGUUGGUUGUUCACGUAUUAUUUGUCAGUGAUUGAUAACUUUCCCUUGGCAUCACUGUCACAUUUUGUAACCAGAAAGGGAACAUUGAAGAGGACGAUUUUUUAUCUUUCAGUUAAAGCUAAGAAUGAAAAAAGCUCAACAAGGCUCCUGAAAAUUGACAGUUACAGUUGUGUAACUGUCAUGCCGACAGCUGCACAAGAAAAUAAUGCCGAAAUUAAUACUGCAAAUAUAUUCACCGAGAGAGUUCUGUUUAAAAGUUUUUUUAAAAGUACAAGACUGGCAGCAUUUAUUAAAUUCCACUAUGUAUAUUUAUUUUGCUGAAUUGAAAUAAUAUUUCUGGUGUCUAAAUUACAUUUGUGUUUGCUCACAUUGGUGGAAUCAUAAUGACUGUGGAAGCUGGACUGUGCCCCUGAAACGCUUAAAGCUUCAGUUGGUGAUAAUUUUACUCCUUAAUUUUGUAUUUGAACAUAUAAAUGUAAAUCUAUGGGUUCAAAAGUUUUAUCCUGAUCAUCAUUUUUUUUAAAUCAAUGUAUUAAUUGUAUACAUUAAUGUAUAAUUAAUGUAUUGACGAAUCUGCCGUUAA